This is a messenger RNA of Cebus imitator (Panamanian white-faced capuchin), 1629 nucleotides long. It is a transcript of the gene ENTPD2, whose product is annotated as ectonucleoside triphosphate diphosphohydrolase 2. Gene Ontology annotation, biological process: nucleoside diphosphate catabolic process. Bases 70 to 1557 code for a protein of 495 amino acids. The record is from RefSeq and is a predicted model, not a curated record. The transcript is spliced from 9 exons. Gene Ontology annotation, molecular function: GDP phosphatase activity; UDP phosphatase activity. Gene Ontology annotation, cellular component: plasma membrane. NCBI's taxonomy places the organism in Eukaryota, Metazoa, Chordata, Mammalia, Primates, Cebidae.
CGGCCCCCGCCGCCUCCGGCUUCGGCUCCCCGCGGUCUCCGGGUCCACGCGUCGUCCUCCCGCGCGCCCAUGGCCGGGAAGGUGCUGUCUCUGCUGCCGCCGCUGCUGCUGGCCGCCGCGGGCCUCGCCGGGCUCCUGCUGCUGUGCGUCCCCACCCGCGACGUCCGGGAGCCGCCCGCCCUCAAGUAUGGCAUCGUCCUGGACGCUGGCUCUUCACACACGUCCAUGUUUGUCUACAAGUGGCCGGCAGACAAGGAGAAUGACACAGGCAUCGUGGGCCAGCACAGCUCCUGCGACGUUCCAGGUGGGGGCAUCUCCAGCUAUGCAGACAACCCUCCUGGGGCCGGCCAGAGUCUGGUUGAAUGCCUUGAACAGGCACUUCGGGACGUGCCCAAAGACAGACAUGCGGGCACACCCCUCUACCUGGGAGCCACAGCGGGUAUGCGCCUACUCAACCUGACCAACCCAGAGGCCUCAGCCAGUGUGCUUGCGGCAGUGACGCGCAUGCUGACCCAGUACCCCUUUGACUUCCGUGGUGCCCACAUCCUCUCUGGCCAGGACGAGGGCGUGUUCGGCUGGGUGACUGCCAACUACCUGCUGGAGAACUUCAUCAAGUAUGGCUGGGUGGGCCGGUGGUUCCGGCCACGGAAGGGGACGCUGGGGGCCAUGGACCUGGGGGGUGCCUCCACCCAGAUCACCUUUGAGACGACCGGUCCAGUGGAGGACAGAGCCAACGAGGUCCAGCUGCGUCUCUACGGCCAGAACUACCAAGUCUACACCCACAGUUUCCUCUGCUACGGCCGCGACCAGGUCCUCCAGAGGCUGCUGGCCAGCGCCCUCCAGACCCACGGCUUCCACCCCUGCUGGCCGAAGGGCUUCUCCACCCAAGUGCUGCUUGGGGAUGUGUACCAGUCGCCCUGUACCGCGGCCCAGCAGCCCCAGGCCUUCAACAGCAGCGCCAGGGUCAGCCUGUCCGGGAGCAGUGACCCCCACCUCUGCCGAGAUCUGGUUUCUGGGCUCUUCAGCUUCUCCUCCUGCCCCUUCUCCCGAUGCUCUUUCAAUGGGGUCUUCCAGCCUCCGGUGGCUGGAAACUUUAUCGCCUUCUCUGCCUUCUUCUACACUGUGAACUUCUUGCGGACUUCGAUGGGGCUGCCUGUGGCCACUCUGCAGCAGCUGGAGGCAGCCUCGGUGAAUGUCUGCAACCAGACCUGGGCCCAGCUGCAGGCCCGAGUGCCAGGGCAGCGGGCCCACCUGGCCGACUACUGCGCCGGGGCCAUGUUCGUGCAGCAGCUGCUGAGUCGCGGCUACGGCUUCGACGAGCGCACCUUCGGCGGCGUGACCUUCCAGAAGAAGGCCGCGGACACGGCGGUGGGCUGGGCGCUGGGCUACAUGCUGAACCUGACCAACCUGAUCCCCGCCGACCCCCCGGGGCUGCGCAAGGGCACGGACUUCAGCUCCUGGGUCGUCCUCCUGCUGAUCUUCGCCUCCGCGCUCCUGGCUUCGCUUGUCCUGCUGCUGCGGCAGGUGCACUCCGCUAAGCUGCCGAGCACCAUUUAGCGGCCCGCGGGGGCAGCUGCCCCAUCCCUCUCCUGUAUCCCCACCCCGUACCCCCACCCCUCCAGCCCCUGU